Molecule: messenger RNA, 3138 nt
Organism: Sardina pilchardus (European sardine)
Lineage: Eukaryota; Metazoa; Chordata; Actinopteri; Clupeiformes; Clupeidae
Gene: usp5
Product: ubiquitin specific peptidase 5 (isopeptidase T)
Exons: 21
Coding region: 221-2782 (853 amino acids)
Biological process (GO): protein deubiquitination
Molecular function (GO): protein binding; zinc ion binding; cysteine-type deubiquitinase activity
Source: RefSeq, a predicted model, not a curated record
GCGUGUGGUGCGAGGCUGUUGAGCGUCCGGCCUAGCUUGCAUCGGCUGAAAGCACUGGACCCAUUGGGAGGUAUUGAUAGCACUUCACAGGGAAGGGGCGAGUAGAGAAAGGGGGAGAGGUAGCAACACCGGCCUUUAUUCUGACUCGGAAAGGUGAAAUCUGGGGCCAAAACAAAGACGAUUGAACUUGAAACGGAAAGGCGGAUUCAGCUUGCAAGAGAUGGCGGAGGUUAGCGAGGUUUUGAAUUCGGUUCUGUCCACAAUUCGGGUUCCGAGGCCCGGGGACCGUGUCCACAAAGACGAAUGCGCCUUGUCAUUUGCCUCUCCGGAAAGUGAAGGUGGACUAUACGUCUGUAUGAAUAGCUUUUUGGGAUUCGGCAGCCAGUAUGUGGACCGACAUCACAAAAGGACUGGGCAGAGAGCUUACCUUCAUAUUACUCGGAUCCGCAAAACACAGAAGGAAGAUGAGAACAAUUCUGGCUCAGGUGACCCUCCUAAGAAGAAGCCCACCAGAUUGGCCAUAGGUAUAGAGGGGGGCUUUGACGUGGAACAGGACCAGUACGAGGAGGAGGUGAAGGUGGUCUUGUUCCCGGAUAGACAGGAAGUAACCUCAGACGAUCUGACAUCCAUGCCUGAUGUUGUGAGAGAGCGGGUGUCUCUGUCCAUGGCUGGGGUGAUGGCAGCAGACUCGGUGUCCCAUGCCCUGCAGGUGCAGCAGUGGGAUGGGGAGCUGCGGCAGGAGUCCCGGCAUGCCGCUGAGCUCAAGCAGCUUGACAACGGUCUCAAGAUCCCACCAAGUGGGUGGAAGUGUGAGGUUUGUGACCUGCAGGAGAAUAUCUGGAUGAAUCUGACAGAUGGGAAAAUCAUGUGUGGGAGGAGGUAUUUUGAUGGCUCUGGGGGCAACAACCACGCCCUCCAGCACUUCCAGCAGACAGGCUACCCCCUAGCAGUCAAACUGGGCACAAUCACUCCAGAUGGGGCAGAUGUGUACUCAUAUGAUGAGGAUGACAUGGUUUUGGACGCCAAACUCCCAGAGCACUUGGCUCACUUUGGCAUCGACAUGAUGACCAUGGAAAAGACGGAGCGGACGAUGACCGAGCUGGAGAUAGCGGUGAACCAGCGCGUUGGGGAGUGGGAGGUGAUCCAGGAGUCGGGCGCCACGCUGCGGCCUCUCUGGGGACCCGGGCUCACUGGGAUGAAGAACUUGGGGAACAGCUGCUACCUCAACUCUGUCAUGCAAGUGCUCUUCACCGUGCCGGACUUCCAGACCAAGUACGUCUCCGGCAUCGACAAGAUUCUUGAUGAGGCGCCAAGUGACCCCACCCAGGACUUCAAAACCCAAGUAGCCAAACUGGGUUAUGGUCUCCUCUCUGGAGAACACUCUAAACCCGCCCCAGACCCCAGCGAGGACUCCAGCACUUCUUCAGAGCCCCGGGGCGACCAGGUCGGUAUAGCAGCGCGGAUGUUCAAAGCACUUGUAGGGAGGGGCCACCCAGAGUUCUCCACCAACAGACAACAGGAUGCUCAGGAGUUCCUGCUGUACUUCAUAAACAUGGUCGAGAGGAAUUGUCGUUCAGGCAUGAAUCCUUCCGAGGCCUUCCGCUUCCUGGUAGAGGAGAGGAUCGUGUGUCAGCAGUCUCAGAAAGCCAAAUACACACAGAGGGUAGACUACAUCGUUCAGUUGCCCGUGCCCAUGGACCAGGCCACCAACACAGAGGAGCUCCAGGAGGCCGAGCGACUGCGCGAGGAGGCCGAGUCCUCGGGAGCACCUCCCCCUCCAGUGCUGCGGGCCUGCAUCCCCUUCUCUGCCUGCCUGGCCGCCUGGAGCGAACCAGAGACCCUCACCGACUUCUGGAGCUCCGCUGUGCAGGCCAAGACCACAGCCACCAAGACCACCCGAUUUGCAUCGUAUCCAGACCACCUUGUCAUUCAGAUCAAGAAGUUCACUUUUGGUCUGGACUGGGUUCCUAAGAAACUUGACGUGAGCAUCGAUGUUCCCGACACGCUGGAUCUGAGCGCGCUCCGUGGGACCGGCCAGCAGCCAGGGGAGGAGCUUCUGCCAGAGGUGGCCCCACCCCCUCUCAUGACCCCUGAUGUGGAGGUCAAAGGUAUCCUGGGUUCCCACGGCAACGAGGAGGACGACUCUCUCUACUCCCCACUGCUGUCCCCUGUGCUGGACGACUCCACCGUGUCGCAGCUGUGUGAGAUGGGCUUCCCUCUGGAGGCCUGCAGGAAGGCCGUCUACUACACCGGCAACACCGGCGCCGACGCCGCCAUGAACUGGGUCAUGGGCCACAUGGACGACCCAGAUUUCUCCGCCCCCCUGGUGUUGCCAGGAUGCAGCUCCGCCCCCGGCACCACACCCACGGAAAGCGUGUCAGAGGAGCAUCUGGCAACCAUCGUCUCUAUGGGAUUCAGCCGUGAGCAGGCAACAAAAGCACUUAGGGCCACGAGUAAUGUUUUGGAGAGAGCAGUGGAUUGGAUCUUCUCCCACCUGGAUGACCUGGAGUCCAUGGAGGUGUCCGAGGGCGGACGCUCCGCAGGGGACAGUGAGGGCAGCAGGGAGCCGCCCCCAGGCCCCCGUGUGCGGGACGGACCAGGAAAGUAUGAGCUGUUUGCCUUCAUCAGCCACAUGGGCACAAGCACAAUGUGUGGCCAUUACGUCUGCCACAUCAAGAAGGACCAACAAUGGGUUAUUUUCAAUGAUCAGAAAGUGUGUGCCUCAGAGAAGCCACCCAAGGACCUGGGCUACUUGUACUUCUACAGGAGAGUGGCCGAGUAGAAGCCACAGGACAGCGGCAGCACUCCCUCUCCUCCUCCCCUGAUUGGAUAGUGGCUAAUGUGAUGUCAUCGCUUCUGUAGCCAAGCACCACCUUUUUGCUCUUCCCUACCUGUUCCUAAACGAGUUUCCAAUGAACUGUUUGACAUGAGAGGAAAACAAAAUCAAUAAAAAUGCAAAAAAGUGAAAUGUUAUAUAUGGAAAAAUAUGGAGAAAAAAAAAAUAAUAAAAAUAAAACCAAACCAAAACCAAACUGGUUGUCCUUUCAGUUGUGGUGAGGGGUGUUUUUUUUAUUUGAAAACAAAUUCCUUGUGUUCUUUAUGCUCUGAAAAAUAAAAUUGUCUUUUUGUCUCUUCUGA